AUGUCGUCAACCGCGAUGGCAAAAAAGAACAAGGGGAAGAAGACCGCCGAUCCAAAUGAGACUUCCAAGUUACUCGCUGCCAAGAUCUCUCAGUUGGAACAAGAUGCCGCCGGCGAGAAAGACCAAGAGGCGGAGAUUGAGCGCGAGGUCAAGAAAGCCACUCGGGAUCUCAACCAGCUGCUGAACAACAUCGAGUCGCCAAUGACCCGCCUGGAAACCGUCCAUAAGAAAUACACCGAACUGUUGGCAGAUAUGAAAAAGUUGGACCGGGAUUACUCCAAAAGCAAGAAGCGGGCCGAUCAACUACAGAAGGAUCAGGACAAGGGCAAGUCCGAUCUGAGCAAGACAGUCACUAUGAAAGAUAAGCUGGAAAAGCUGUGUCGGGAACUCACCAAGGAAAACAAGAAAGUAAAGGACAUGUCCGCUAAAACUGCACGCCAGGAUGAAAAUAAAAAAUUGGAGGAUACCGAAAAGAAGGCACGAUUGAUUGUCAACGAACGCCUGGAUUCGCUGCUUUAUGACAUUCAAGACGUCAUGGCUGCUAAGGGCAACCCGCGCAGUGAGAAGGUGGAUGUGGAUAUGGAUGAAGCAUUCCGUGUCAAGCUGAAGACCGUUAGCGACCAGUUCGAUUCGCGAGACUCGCAGUACCGAUCACUUCUCCGCAACAAGGAUUCGGAUAUACAAAGCCUUGCCUCUAGGCUCGAAGACCAGCGUCGUGCUGGGGAGGUUGAGUCGAACCGUUGCCGGGCUCUCACUUCACAAGUUUCCACUUUCACCCAUACGGAAGCCGAGUUGCGCAGUCAACUCAACAUCUACGUGGAAAAGUUCAAACAGGUACUCUUCCAGCCACUCCGAGGCUCCCAUAGUCCCCGUGGAUCCUUCAAUGGCAUUUCCCAUGCUAACACCGCCCAGGUUGAGGAUACUUUGAAUAACAGCAACGACCUUUUCCUGACGUUCCGCAAAGAAAUGGAAGAAAUGUCAAAGAAGACCAAACGCCUGGAGAAGGAAAACCAUACGCUGAAUCGAAAGCAUGAGCAGACUAAUCGGAACAUCCUGGAAAUGGCAGAGGAACGAACUCGGAACCACGAAGAGCUAGAAAGAUGGCGUCGCAAGUGCCACCAUUUGGAAGCUCUCUGCCGACGCAUGCAGGCCCAGGGCCGAGGCGAGGGCCUUGCUCUAGCGGAAGGCGAUGACCAUUUGGAAGGGGAUGACGAAGGCACUGAAAGUGAGUACGAUGAUGAUUAUGAGGAUGACGAAGACGGUAUUAGCGAAGAGGACGAGCCCGAACCCCCUCUGCUCCGCGUCAAUCAGCCCUCAGAGAAGCCCGUCUUCGGGCCAACUCCGCCACCCAAUCUACUGGAAGCCCGCGCCAAUGGCAACGCCGCGGUGUUAAAUGGCUGUCACUAA
Messenger RNA from Penicillium salamii, 1407 nucleotides. The record is from the annotation of a GenBank genome assembly. NCBI's taxonomy places the organism in Eukaryota, Fungi, Ascomycota, Eurotiomycetes, Eurotiales, Aspergillaceae.